Molecule: messenger RNA, 14188 nt
Organism: Orcinus orca (killer whale)
Lineage: Eukaryota; Metazoa; Chordata; Mammalia; Artiodactyla; Delphinidae
Gene: UBXN2B
Product: UBX domain protein 2B
Exons: 8
Coding region: 12-1010 (332 amino acids)
Biological process (GO): nuclear membrane reassembly; Golgi organization; membrane fusion
Cellular component (GO): nucleus; cytosol
Molecular function (GO): ubiquitin binding
Source: RefSeq, a predicted model, not a curated record
GCGAGUGAAAGAUGGCGGAGGGCGGUGGCGGCGGCGAGGCGGGCGAGGAGGGGCCGAGGGCGGUGGGGCCGCGGCCCCCGAGCGCGCGGGACUUGCAGUUGGCCUUGGCAGAAUUAUAUGAAGAUGAAGUGAAAUGCAAAGCUUCCAAAUCUGAUAGACCUCACGCUACAGCCUUUAAAAGCCCACGAACAACACCUCAAAGGUUCUAUCCAAGUGAACAUGAAUGCAGUGGAUUACAUAUAGUUCGACCUUCAACUGGGAAAAUUGUGAAUGAACUUUUCAAAGAGGCAAGGGAACAUGGGGCUGUCCCUCUGAAUGAAGCCACAAGAGCUUCGAGUGAUGACAAAUCUAAGUCUUUUACAGGUGGAGGAUACAGAUUGGGUAAUUCCUUUUGUAAGCGGUCUGAAUACAUCUAUGGAGAAAAUCAGUUGCAAGAUGUUCAGAUUUUGCUUAAACUGUGGAGCAAUGGUUUCAGCUUAGACGAUGGAGAAUUGAGACCUUACAGUGACCCAACAAAUGCUCAGUUUCUGGAGUCCGUUAAGAGAGGAGAGAUUCCCCUGGAGCUUCAGCGGCUGGUUCACAGAGGCCACGUGAAUCUGGAUAUGGAGGAUCAUCACGAUGAAGAAUACAUAAAACCUAGACUGAGGUUCAAGGCUUUCAGUGGAGAAGGACAAAAACUUGGGAGCCUCACACCUGAAAUAGUCAGUACGCCUUCCUCCCCGGAAGAAGAGGAGAAGUCACUACUUAAUGCAGUUGUUCUUAUUGAUGAUUCCGUGCCAACGACCAAAAUUCAGAUCAGGUUAGCAGACGGGAGCCGUUUGAUACAAAGAUUCAAUAGCACACACAGGAUCCUGGAUGUUCGGGACUUUAUUGUACAGUCCCGUCCUGAAUUUGCAGCUCUUGACUUUAUUCUCGUGACUUCAUUUCCAAACAAAGAGCUAACAGAUGAAAGCCUGACACUACAAGAAGCAGAUAUUCUUAACACUGUGAUACUCCAGCAACUAAAAUGAUGUUGCUCCUACCCAUGCAGUAGCAUGUAGGAACGGUAAUGUGCCAUGUUAGUGAGGAAAACACUUAGAGCGUAAAAAGUUAUUUUUAUUAUUUAUACAGAUAAAUUUUGGUUUUAUUCUUAUUCUGUCUUCCAGCUUUAGUCUAGACACAUUUGGAGUAGGAAUAGAUCUUGAGAAGUAUGUUUGAGGUUUUAGCUGCAAGGGCUGGCUUCUGUUGAUAGCUUUUAAAUAUUCAGGCAAACCAAUUUGAUACAUGAUCAGAGUUAAAGCAACAACAUUUGUUUGCAGAGAAAAUGAACAAAACCCCAUUUUGAUAAAUGCAUUUGGUAAAAUCUGCACUAAAGUUUCUUGAUGCUGCAUUGAUCAACAGCCAUUAAGAAAUCUUCUGACCAAAUACUUUGAAAAUUUUUCUGUAAUGUGUACCGAAAAGUAUCUGUAUGUGAUUUUGAAAUACUUUGAUCAUACGAUAAUUAUUUCUCCUAUUAAGAUUUUACACAUCCUUUUUCCUUGCUGAUUUAGCUGUUUACUCAUGUCAGAAAAUACAGUUUAGCCUUGUAUUUUACAGGACUCUGACCAUCCUAAACUAGAAACAAAGACAAAGGUCAGCAGUUCCUGAGGAGAUGUGUCCACCAGCACUUUAGAGUAACUCCAGUCCCUCGCAGAGCCUGUCGUGACCACAUUCACUUAUUCAUUCAGCACGUUGUUCUAGAGGACCCAUUACAUAUACUAAACACUGUUCUAAGUGUUCGACCCAGAAUGUAGUCUAUCGCAAGACAAAAUGAGUGUAGAAAUACAGGAAUGUAAAUUCUGUCAGCCAGACUGGAUCUGAAGAGUUACCAGCGUAAACGUCUGCGUUUCUGCUGACGCCACAUAUUUCCUGAGUGAGGGAGGCUACAGCAGGAUGAGAGAAAAGCUUUUCCUUCUUCCCAGACACCAUUUCAUCUUUGGUCACCCCUCCUGGUUAGUCUUUUAUUGUAGUCUUUUAUUGCUGCUGUAACAAAUUACUACAAAUUUAGUGGCUUAAAAUAGCCUAGGUUUCUUCUGUAGGUGAGAUGUCUCACGUGGGUCUCACUGGGCUAGAGUCGGGUGUCAACAGGGCAGCAUUCCUCUGGGGAGGCUCUAGGGGAGAAAUGUUUCCUUGCCUUUCCAGCUUGGAGAGGCCACCUGCAUUCCUGGGCUUGUGGCCCUUUUCCAUCUUCACGACCAGCAAUACUGUAUGUCUCUGGCUCCAGUGUCAUCACAUCUCUUUGAGGACAGCCGGGAAAGAGUCUCUGCUUCUGAGGACUCAUGUGAUUAGAUGGGUCUGCCAGAUACUCCAGGAUGACCUCCCAUCACAAGGUCCACAGUAACCUUAACCGAAUCCUUGAAAUCCCUUUUGUCGUGUAAGGUGACCUGUCACAGGUCCCUUCUGCAGGCACCAGGGGUGGUCUCUUCUUCGCCUCAUCCAACUUGUAGAGGCGGGUGGCAUCCCUUCCCUUGCGGCCGUAUCCCUCCACGUCUCCGCUUCUGUCCUGACAUCAUUUACUUCCGACUUUGAUUCUCCUGCUGUCUUCUUACAAGCACCCUAGUGCUUACAUUAGGUUCACACAGAUAAUCCGGGAUAAUCUCCUCAUCUAAAGUAUGAGUGAGCAUCUGGGUGUGCGUCCUGGGACACAGUUUCUCUCCAUCUGUGAACCUAGAGACCCAGGUAUCUACUCCCAAAUAUAAGGGUUCGACAGGCAUAGAAUAAUCGUUACAAACCUUCCUGUUCAAAAAAAUAGAAACUGGAAGGGAAGGAGGAGGCAGCAGUGCCAAGCGAUUUAGAAGUUCAGCCAGGCACAGUCCGUUAGGUUUCGGGGCCUGCGAGUAUCUUCUGUGGCUCCCAGCAGCAUCCCACAGACGUGUGGCUUUCCCUCAGGGUCUUUCCUUAUACAUGAAAGGUAGCAGGUGUCUGCAGCUGAGUACUUCUGUCGGCUUGUUUCUUGCCUGUGGAAUCGUGGGAGGUCCAGCCAUCUCUUUUCGUUUCAUCCUGUCUCUGUCCCUUUUCGUUUAAGACGGCAGUGUCUGUGGGUCUUCUGUGCCUGUUACAGAAGUUGCUGCAUUAGACGGGAGGCUCCUCCCCAGAGCUUUCCUAGAUAAUCCAGCUCUCUUUCUGGCCUUUUCUGAGAUGGCUGAGGGGCUCUGUGAGUCACACUCUUAAUCUCUUUAAAGAGCCUUUGAUGUGACCUUUUUUUUUUAUCUUUCUCAGGUAUUAGCAAAAAGUUAUAGGCCACAAUCUCAUCUCUUUCCUUAGAGCCGUCUUUCCUGACAGUGAAUCUCUUAAUGUCUUUGCCGUUCGGGUAAACUAAGAAUUUCCAAGUCAUCAAGUCCCGUUUCCUUCUUUUUUAACAGUCCUUCCCUCAACUGAUCUGCUUCCUCCCACGUUUUACCAUAAUCAGUAGGGAGAAAGCAGGCUGCGCCUUCCCCGCCUUGCUUGGAAGUCUUUUCAGCUCGGUGUCCCGAGUCUCUCCCUCACGCCUCUGGCUGUCCCCGCGGCUGCACUGCAGCCAAGCCUCCUGCCGCUGUGUCGCCGGCAUCUCUUUACCUUCCGCUUCCCGCAGCACGUUCCGCAUUCCCCCCUGAGCCCUCACUGGCCGCGCCUUUCAGGUCCUUGUCGCUAGUAGGCGUGUCCUCCCAGCAGCCGCGAGCGCCCCUUGCCUUCUCGGAGCCCGGGCUGGCUGCCGUCCGCAGGGCUCAAGGCGGCCUCGGCUCUCUCCUGCCGCUGCCCGGGCGCAAGGCCACCUCUGCACUUGUAGGUCUUUGUUACAGCAGCGCUCGCUGCAGGGUGUCUGGCAAAGCCCACUGUGCCUCCUCGCUGCCGCCUGACUGGAAUGUGCCAGGAGGAGCUUUGGACGUGACCUUUCUCCGGGGCUCCCCUCGCUUCCAGGAGCUGAACUUACCCGUGUGAGGGGCGGAUACCGCGGAAGUGUUGGUCUCAGCACCGCAUAGAAAGCUUGUUCUCGGUGUCGUAAUCCAGAGUAAGAAGCGUAGUCCUGAGUCUUCUCAGAAUGGGAAGCUCUGUUCCUUUCCGCUAAUUGAAAAUAACCUGGAGAAUAUAGAAAUGACCGUUCAAACAGUCAGCCUCUGUUCAGAAAGGUUACCAGGGAUAAACUGCAUUUUCAAGGGGCAAAGCCGUAUUCCUGCAGAAAUAAUCUAUUGAAACAAGCUAACAUCUUAAAUAGAAGGGCAUUGCCCUGUUUUGGAUUAACAAAAUGGAGAAAACAAUUAACCAAACCCUGUAAAAUUAUUUGAAACGUUAUUCUUGUAGUUCCUUUUUAGUCCGGUAGAUGGAGUGCCUGUAGACGCACAUACAAAAACGACUGCCAUUUCUGUAUAUAAUGGUUCCAAGAUAGAUUCCCAUCGGGAGGGAGGAUCAAACACCCAGAGGGGUGAACAGUACUUUCGUGUGUUCUACAAAGUGUUUUGCUUCGUUUAGAGUUUUCCUGAAUUCUUUGUACUGUUGCAGUCGCUGUAACUUUUAAAAUUUAUAAUCCUCUCAGAAGAGAUUGUGUGACGUCAUUUGUUUUGCAUGACGUGUGUAAGGACGUUUUCACGCACCAAUAAAGAAUGUUUUCACUGAAAGUGAUUGAAAAUCCUUUUCAGAAUUCCCUUUGAUUUGCAGCUUUUUUUAGUGGCCUAGUGAAGCAUUGUAAGGGUAACAUUUCCUGUGGUACGUCUUUUUGAUGGGCAGAAGGAUCUGAGCUGUAGCGAUGUUAUCUGUUUCCCAUUACUGAUUCUGUUUUUAUUCCACCAAAAUAAAGGUGCAGAUUUUUCUUCACUUUGGCCACACUGGAUCUCUUGAAAACCUUGUCACGACGUGUGUUGUUGAUACGGUGCCUCAUGUUCUCCACUUAAGAGUUUUUGUCCCUCAUCAGCGAUGCACAUAAAUACAUAUGUGUCCGGUGUUGUCAUAAAGGCUAAGAAACACUUUCUAUAAUCCUCUAUCUAAUUUUAAAGUAUCUUUUAAUUCCGAGUAAAUGUUUUGUAAAAGGAGCCCCAUUGCAUAUGUAUAACAGAGUGCGUGGUGUUUGUACGGCACAUAUAAAUCACUCAUGUGGCCCAGAACUAACACCUAGCUGUAGUCUACUUAGCUUAAUACUUAACAAUUUGGCCUCUUUAGAAUUUGGAGCUAUGACCUAAGUCUCUGAAAAAAUAGGAGGACGGGGAGCUUUCUUUAGAAAGUUUGAACUUGAUGAUUUAUUUUCUUUUAGAUAAAUGUUUCUAUAUUGUUAAAAACAAGACUGUAGCCCAAAACGGGUUCCCUAAAUGCCAAGGCCCACGUCACCAAACCCUGACUUAGACUUAAUUACAGCGUGGGCUCUCCCGGAAAUGGAAUCUUAAACCAGUCAAUCGACAAUCUGAUCAGCACUAAUUAGGUCAUCUGUCUGAUAAACCCUUGCCACCCCCUAAAGGAAAGUGACCUUAGCCAUAACCACCCUGCUUUUCUGCCAGUGUAUCUUCCUGUUCCCACCCUCUUCUGCCUAAAAAAGUCUCGGCUUGACCAGCGACUGGGAGCUCGUUUCUAUUUGCUAGAUUGGCUGCUGCCCAUUCGUGAAUUGUUCAAUAAAUUCAGCGAGACGUUUAAAAUUUAUUCAUUUAAAUUUUUUUUUUUUUCACACUAUGAAGCAAAAGACUUUCAGAAUCCUUCUGGGGAGCUGCAACCUUACAACUUCCUGAGUCCUGACUAGGUGAUCUCAGAUGGCUUCUUGGGCUGCUCAGAGGAAAUCUACAGUAGGAAAGGUGGAAAUAAUUCCAUUCUGUUGAGUAUAUCACAACAUUUCUUGCUUUCUUUGGAGAUAAUUACCAACUUAUUAGCAUGGACUUAGAGACGUCAUACAAUCAGCAAUACAAUAGUUUUUCAAUUGGCUCCUGUCCACUGAAAAAAAAAAAAAAAGCACAACAUGGGAGUUAUGAGUUAAGUUUUAUUUGGGGCAAAAUGAGAACUAUAGCCCUGGAGACAGCAUCUCGGAUAGCUCUGAGGACCUGCUCCAAGGAGAUGGGGGAAGGUCAGUGCUCUAUAGGAUCUUAGUGAAGGGCGGCCGUGCAGUCAGGCACACACGUGGAGCAGAUGUCACCGUUUGUGAUUUUAGAGCUCUUCUAGAUACGAGGAGAUGCAAGAAUUUGAGCUCAUAAAAUCUUCUCUUGAAAAUAUCUAACUAUCUGAAGGCCUGUUCUGCCAGUUUUUCCCAGAGCACAGAUGCCUCGCUCCUGAUCUCCACCCCGAGCUCCUUUCAGGGGACGUUGAAGGUCAGCGGCUGCGCUGGCUACGGACUUCAUCCUUGUCGAGCCAGGUGACGAGCGACAGGUUUAGUUGGCACUCCUUUUGAAUGAAGUUAUAUGUGUUAAUUAGGCACCAAUAAAAGAGGUCCAUGAGAUUAAAGGCAGCUGCCUUUUCUCCUCCGAAAAUUCUCUCCUGCCCUUUACUCUCUUGAGUGUAAACUCUCUUAGCGCUGCUGUUUAUUCGUGUAGAUGUCAACACAGACGUAUGUACAACAGUGACUUUCCUUGUCUAACCCUGGGGAUAGAAGAGUGCUUAAAAGGAGUGGAUGUCCUUUGAUUUUAUGCCUCUGUGUCUGCUUUUUGGUUUGUAUUUUCCUUGUCUGCAUGGGGCACCUUUCAGUGUCCUUUUUAGAACAUUGUUAAUUAUAAAAGGUCCAACAUGGUAGUUUCUGUAGUUAACAUUUUUCCCGCUUUGUUUUUCAUUUUUGUCCCUGUGGGAAAGGCUUGUUUCUUCUGUUGUCAACAGAUUUUAUCAUUUUUAAUCGUAGGAUCAAGAAUGGUAGAAAGUAUAAGUUUUAGUUUUCUGUCAGAAUCUAUGUUGACUAGGAAGUAGCAACAAUAAAUACUACAAAUACUCAGAACAUCAGUAGGCUUGGAAGUGAAAGCACGAACAUAGCUGAUACAAGUGGGCGGUCCUGCCCCCAGCCUGGGAUUUUUAACUGGGUCUGGGCUUUUGAGCACAGGAGGGCAUAGGACGAAGUAACAUCUUCGAGAAAGAAAUGUUCAUCCUUCCUACAAAUCAAUGUCAGAUUUAACGUUCCCUGAGCUGAAGAGGUCACUCUUAUUAAUGUAGUGAACUUAUAUGCAAAUGAAAGUUUCAUAUAUGCAUGUUAUAAAUACAUGAUAAUAACACCAAGGCUGAGAGGUGGGGUGUUUUUUUCCCUUGAAAACCUAUUAUAAAUGUUUGUAAUGGGAGUAAAUGUUACUGUUUUUUUGGGGGGGGGGUAUUUAUUUAUUUAUUUAUUUUUGGCUGUGUUGGGUCUUUGCCGCAUGCGGGCUUUCUCUAGUUGCAGCGAGCGGGGGCUACUCUUCGUUGCAGCACGUCGGCUUCUCAUUGCGGUGGCUUCUCUUGUUGCGGAGCAUGGGCUCUAGGCGCGCCGGCUUCAGUAGUUGUGACACGUGGGCUCAGUAGCUGUGGCUUACGGGCUCUAGAGCGCAGGCUCACUAGUUGUGGCGCACGGGCUUAGUUGCUCCGCGGCAUGCGGGAUCUUCCCGGACCAGAGCUCGAACCCGUGUCCCCUGCAUUGACAGGCGGAGUCUUAACCACUGUGCCACCAGGGAGGUCCCAAAUGUUACUGUUUGAAACAGUGUGUACAAAGGUGUUCUACGGCUAUUCAAACUCAUCUGACUUUCCAUUCUUUAACACGAAGCAUGUGUGUGGUUCAUUUGUGAUAAAUGUGCGUAUGUUGGAGAUCGGUGCUGGGGUUCAGCGUUUAUUGAGGGCUCACUCAGAGCAGAAUCCUGUAUCUGGCGGGCAGCAUGUCACUUGCGGUCAGUGUCACCCUGACCCCAGCCUGGAUGUGAUUUCUCCGGAGAGCCCCCCACUCCCCAGCCCCACUCAUGCUUUGGUCUAAAAUCCUCCCUUGUCCACAACUCUCAGUCCCACUACCCUGUUUACUAUAGCAUUCGCAAUACCAACAUUUCCUUGUCCAUUUAUUUGAUUUUAUCCCUACUUCCUAACAUUCGGGCGCUCUUUCCUGUUCCCCCUGACAAUUAUAAAACGAAAACGAUUUGGUGCUGAGUUUGAUGUCCUUUGUCCAAGAGAAAACAAUCCAUGGAUUGGGGAGUACAGAGCCCCACAAGCAGUGAGGGAGGUUUGGGGUCAAGAGUGAGUUCACAGAGCUCAGAAGAGGCAACCUGGAAACAGGGCCUGACUCACUAGGAGGCGGGCGGUUUCCUCAUGAGGCUGGCAGGGCCCAUUUUCUAGGGUGUGGUGAGCUCACUAAAGCUGAAUUGGAGGAUUGUGAUUGGUGGGUGUUAAGAUUCCUUGUCAGGUGUUUCCCAGAAAUCAGGCUGGUUGAGGUUUAGAUCUGUGGCAUGGGCAAGCCCCUAGGACGGCCUCCAUUAUUACAUGGGUCUCCCUAAACGAAUUAACUUUAUCACCCCAGAUUCUCAGAAUGUGAGUCUGUGAGAGCAGGGGUUGUUUUUAACCUACUGCUGUGUCCUUAGAGCCUAAAACAAUAACCUGGACAUAGUCACUCAGUAAGUGGUCCAUAAGUAACAAAUCAGUGAAUUAAGAUUGGGACCCUCUGAACGUUGGAAGAAUAUAUGCAUUCAUGUUUUAAAAAGGAGAUUCCGAAUAGCGCCAAUAGAGUCGAUACUGGUGACAGAAAACAUCUGUAUAUUUUGUUUGGGUUUAAAGGAAGGAGGAGGAGAAAAGUGAUCUGGAAGUGGUGGCCUCGACUCAUCCCAAGGGUGGGAGCAUCUGUAUCUGUGAGCGGGUGGUCCGGCCGUUUCCCCAGGUAGAAUUGGGGCGAAGAGGGCUGAAGAAUGUGCUCCUGAGAAGCCUGCGGAGGUAAGAUGCCUGGGAUUGUCUGAAAGCCAGUAGCAGGGGCUGGGAUUCUAGUUUAGAGAUGAGGAAGAACAACGCUCUAUAAAGACCUGGUAGAAACCCCUCGGAGGGCUCAGUUCUUUUUUUUUUUUUUUUUUGAUGGUUACUUCUUUAAUACGAUAAAAUGUGUUUCAACCCAAAAGCCAGCAUUUUUUAAUGACAUAUACUAGAAAGAUGUCCACUAUCACCACGAUAUUUUUAAUCAAUUCAUAUUUAUAUUUUAAUAAUUAGCAAUGAAAGGACUUACACUUUGGCAUUCCGAGUUACAAAGGAAUGGAGAAAAUAACCCCCCUUAAAAUGAAAUUGGCUAAGGUUAAAGACGUUUUGCAACUUUUUCAGGAAGGAGAAUAUAAAUAUAAACAAUCCUCUUAAAUGUUCUUGAAGGUGAGUUUUUCCUAGAAAAAAAUAACAUGGGACCAUGGAAGGCCACUGCUGGCUGUUACUCGGGGCAAGUCAAAGGAGCAAAGAUGGCCUUGUGGCCACACCACCAAUUUUUUUUUUUUGAAUUUUAUUCUAUUUAUUUUUUUAUACAGCAGGUUCUUAUUAGUUAUCCAUUUCAUAUAUAUUUGUGUAUAUAUGUCAAUCCCAAUCUCAGUGGGCUCUGUUCUAUUUGCUUACUCUAAGUACAGCUGUUCUUAUAGAUUCAAUCUUCAUGUCAGAGUUAAAAUAUUGCUAGUCUUAUAAUAGCUAUGUAAUUUAUUAAUAUCACAUAAUUUAUUUAAAAUGUUUAGCCCUUGAUAUUUUAUUUUUGAAUGUAAUACCCCAUCCUCAUUUGUUACUUUAAUACUGAUACCCCAAAAUGUGAAAGUUGAUUUAAUGAAAUUUAAUCACAAUAGGUUGGGAGUGUGCUAAAAUAUAUGGCAACACUCUUGUUAACUGAAAAGCUGCAGAAACUCAGAUGACGCUAAAGGCCGUAACCACACAUCGUGCCUUUGAAAUCAAACUAGUUUGUGGAGCUGUUGACUUUGGCUACGCUCUCACUUUGGCUGAACUUAUAAAGAAAACUCACGAGUCAUUAUAUAUUGUUCUUGUUCUCCAAAUUAACCCCAUUACCCAAUCUUCCACGCAAGCAAAGAAGGCAGAAAUGACCUGGAGUUACAGAUUUCCAAAUAACCUUUAUAAACAGAAAAGGAUGAUCUCUGCAAACAUGUAUGAGUUUCAAUGUUCUUCUUGAAAUUAUUUCUCAGGCAGAAUGGUGUUAUAAAAUUCUCUUAAUUUUGAUAUUCCUGAAUAGCACACUUUUAUGUAGGUUAAAAUACUCAACCAGUACUUAUUUAUUUGCAUGUUUCUCUUUUUUAACAUAAGUACAAAAUCUUAAGUAUUUAUAUUUGACAUGAGAAACGGCACUAAAGCCUAUAAUGAUAAGUGAAGUAGGUUCUCUAUGUGCAGUCCUGGAAAUAAGAAAUGACUUUUAAGAAGGAAUGGUAUCCAUAGGCAUCUUAAACCUUUGGUUUUAGAUGUAAUGAAAAGAAGGCUAGAUUUGAUUCCAAGUCACACCUGUGCCUCGGUGAGUGUGUGGCACACAAUUCAUCUGCUCUCAUCUCCCCAGGUGCAAAGGACCACGGGGCGAUUCACAAACGGUAUUUUGUCUUCCUCUAAAUUAUUUUUUAAGAUAAGAGGAUCUCCCUUAAUCUAUUAAUGAAAAUAAAAUUGUAAGAGAUGUUUGCCUUUCUAGAGGUUUUUAUAUUUUAUGACAAGUUUUUGUUUUACACCUACAGAUAGGUCCCCUAACUCCACUUUAAAUGGAUGGUUGUCCAAUUGAGGCUAAGAUUUUACCUAAAUAAUUGCAUUUAAGUGUAUGCAAAAGUGUGAGUAUUCAGCACUUUAAUUUUCAGCAUAUGAAGUAAUACUCUAAAGGAUAUUCAGCUAAUAUGGUAACUCUUAGUUUCACCACCAGAGACAUCCUCAGGUGAGAUGUUAAUUUAUGAUGAUUUGGUAAUUUUGGUUGCAUUUAACUCUUGCGUGGAGUACUCUAAUGCACUUCAAUGUUUUGUUAUAUUUUUCCUCAGUGUGUUUGCCGUCUUCCUAGCCAUUUUAUUACGUCAAGACUGAUGUAACAGAAAAAGCAAACUAUUUGAAAGGGUCUGACACUUUCUAAAAGAAUAUUAUGUCUUUAUUUUAAAGUGGAGAUAUAAAUAUCAAAUUCUUUUUUGCAUUGAUCUAGUACAAGAAUCUAGUAUUCUUAUACAACUAUAAGCCAGAAUAUCUUGAAAGAAAGCCAAAAAGAUUAAUAAACUUAGAACUCUGAAAAGUUCUUAAUGCAGCCCUUCAAAAAUUUAAUGUAUUAAAACAUGGGGGAGCGGGGGCAGAGAGACAACAUUUGCUACAGCAGGUAUCAUUGCCUGGCAGCAUUUAACGAUAUCAAAAAUGCUGUUGCUGAUUACAAUUUAACUUCUUUCACGAGGUGACUCCAGUCUUAAAAUUAACAGCCCAGGAUGUCAGAGGAGAAGGAACUGCAUUUCCUCCCACCAAUACAUAUGUAUGGAGAGGACCCACAUGGGGUCGAGUGAAGAAAAACAAUUUUUCAUAUGUCAUCAUCUGGCAAUAAAUGUCUAAGGCCAAAGGCCCUGUUAACCUUUACAAAGAUCAAGGUGUUGCUGAUAGUAAAUCAAAACCUUUUAGUUGCCUUUGAGAAGGUAACAUUAGGACAUCCGUGUGCGAGAUGUUGGCUACUUAUUCCUCCAGCAGACGGCGUGCGGGCCCUGUAAAAGAAUCUCAUCAUUAUCUCUCCCUCAGCUGGUUGGGCUGUUGGUUUCUUUACUGACCUAUAGUUGCCUUAAAAUAUUAUAUUAGUUUUCAGGUGUACAACAUAGUGAUUUGAUAUUUUAAUAAAAUAAAGAGAGGAUGAAAGUUCGUUGUUAAAAACUAGGAAUUACGCCAACAUCAAUAUCAUUUAGCACUGCUUUUUUCUGACCUUUUGCAGUAUAGAUAAGGAAUACUUGGCUAAAUAUAAUUAGCAUCUUUAGAAAUGUAACAAGGUUGAAUCGUAAAAAUAUUGCUAGUGUCAAUGUGUUGGGCCUUGGGUUUUUCAGUGCAAUAUUGCCCGUUACACAUGGCCCAGAAGUCCAUCACUGGUGUCUCACCCACUGACCGUUCUCCCUGGAAAGCAUUUAAAAUGCCCCACUAAGGUCUCAACUCUUGAUAAGACAUUCUCUGUAUGUAAUGCACUGCCAUAAACUGACUUCUUAACUCUUUUCCUGUGUUGGUUUUUCUUUUUGGUUUUUGGGGGGUUUUUUUGUUUUGUUUUUUCUACCCACACCAUACCCCCUCCUGUUUUCUAUAGCUAAAUUCUGAUUACUCUGAUUUCAGUUCUUCAUUCUUUUUUAUCUGCAGUCACCAGCUCUCACCACGGUAAAUUCUAUUUUGAUCUUUGCCUUUCCCUCUUACAAACCUGUGCGUGCACGUUCACAAUCCUCAGGGCCGCUGGCAGAGACAUGAGUAGCAGAAUUGUAAAUGAAAAUGGAGAGAAUUGGCAUAGAGGUGGACGUCCUGAAUUCCUCAUCACGCCUCCACCACCAACUCUGUGAGUCCCAAUUUUCUCAUCUCCAGAACCAGGAGAUCAGAACACCGUCCUUCAGUUCUUAAUUCUGAUUCUUUUCCACAAAAUUAAGCACUGACCAACAUAACAUGCCUACAGAUGUUACCACGGAAGUAAAGAUGGACAAAUGAUGCCCAAAACGGAAACCAACAAGUAAAUCCAGAGAAAAUAUAACGUGUUGUUUAUUCUCUUCCUUUUGGAUUGCUUUUCUGGGACUGUCUACUGGUAAGAGAAUUUGAGAAUUCUUAUUAAAAACAUUUUUGUCUAAUAAUAUCUGUGGAAUAGCUUGGUAAAGGAUAGCAUUAAGCAACAGGUUAAAGACAGUGAAAAUUUUGCAGGCCAAUACAAUUUUCCUGGGCCUAAUGCUUAAUAGCCUUUAAAAAAAAAUUAUGUUAGAAUCUAACGGCACAGACCUAUUCAACAAAAAUUAUGGUUCCUUCAUAGGACACUAUUCAGUCUUUUGAAAAAACGUCUAGUAAAAUAAUGAUGUGAAAAAAUUUACGAUAAGUAUAAAGCUGUUAGGAAAGAUUUGCCAUGGGAUUCCAGUGUAGCUGAGGGGCGGAGGGGGGCACUGCUUACCAUUUCUAGCCCAAAUUUUGGUCUCUCAUAUCAUUCCCGACUGAAAAUAGCCAGAGCCCUUUGAAGAAACGGUUGACUCCAGGUUAGGGAAAGGGAAACACAAGGUGAUCCCAGGUUAUCUGGGGACUAAAAGUAAAGAAGCUUUCAAAGACCAAUGGGGUCAUGUCAAAAGGGCACAAAAGCCAGGUUGAUGUAGUUCUCACCGGCCUAAUUUGACACCGUUUGAGCCCAAUUAUCGAGAUCGUAGUUAACUGAAAUUCACUGGGUCCAUGAAAAUCCGUAAGUCAUUCGUGAUUAUCAAAUGAGUCACUAAAACCACUUUGUCACCAGUGGAGGUAGCCAUUAAACCAACCCCUUACUUUGAAAACUUUAUGCCUUUAUUCUGCCUUUCCAGGAAGACCUUUAUUUCUCGAAACCAGUAGCCCUCGUUGAUAAGGGAAAGCUGACUUAAAGAAGAAUACCAGCUAGUAGAGGUAGAUGAUGACAAACAGAAAUGUAAAAUCAUCAUUUUGCAGUCCCCAGUGAAAUCACUGACUCAGACAAGGAUUAUCAGUUGGUAUUAAAAUUAUUAGAUGAGGGAUGGAUGGGGAAGUAAAUUUUGUACGUGCUUUGCCCAAAUAACAUCAAAAAAGAUCACACUCAUGACAAGGACGAGAUCUUAACUGUACGACGGAGGAGGAGGGAGGCCAAAAUUGUACAAUAUGAAGAAUAACGCCAUCUUCACACUAAUUCAGUGACCAAACUUGGCAGCUCUAAUGGUGGAACAACCAGGCACUGUGCGUCCCCAAGUGGAUUGCCUACGUGUCUACACAUCACCAGGGAUGUAUUCUCAACUAAAGUAUUUAAGUUGAAUCUGUCAAGCCUUCAGGUGUAACUUUCAGUUUACAAGAAAGUACGUAGAAGAAUAAGUUAAAAGCUGCCACAGAGAAAUAAUCAGACAAACCCAGACGAUGAAACAUUUUACAGGACAGAUCAGUGUCAUGAAAGAAAAGACACUAGAUUAAAGGAGAGGUAAGGAAUACAACUAGGCUGCUGUAACUGGGGCUGGAUCCUGAUUUGGACAGACCAGACCAUCAUGUUUUGAGGACAACUUGUGAAAUGUGCAGUACGUAUACUGAAAAUUGUAAUUAAUUUUGUGAAAUGGGAUAACGUUUUUAGCCAUGUAGAAGGAAAUAUUUAAUGUGUGCUAAAGUAAAAUCUUCCAAAACUGUU